Molecule: messenger RNA, 618 nt
Organism: Protobothrops mucrosquamatus (brown spotted pit viper)
Lineage: Eukaryota; Metazoa; Chordata; Lepidosauria; Squamata; Viperidae
Product: THO complex subunit 6 homolog
Exons: 8
Coding region: 1-618 (205 amino acids)
Biological process (GO): mRNA export from nucleus
Cellular component (GO): THO complex; transcription export complex
Molecular function (GO): protein binding
Source: RefSeq, a predicted model, not a curated record
AUGGAGAAAUUAGCCAAAUUCAGCCUGUCAGCAGCAUUAAGUUCAGAAGCCAAAGAUGAGAGCAAGAAGCUGGUGGUGUCCUUUGCAGCCCACAGUGGAGCUAUCUAUGCCAUGCUGUCCACCGAUCGGCAGCUGUUAAGUGCUGGCAAUGGAGAGGUCAAAGCCUGGAACUGGAGCGAGAUUGUGAAAAAAAGUUGCAAAGAGGCUUGGAGUUGGAGGCCACCUUAUGGAAGUAGACUUGAAGUGCCAGAAAUCAACAGCCUUCAAUUGAACCUGAAGGAUAAUACUCUUCUGAUGGCUGGAGGUGACUGUGUCAUUCACAUGAUGGACUUGGAGACUGGAGCCUUUACUCGUGAAUUUCAGGGCCACACUGAUUAUAUCCACUGUUUGGCCCUUCGGGAGCAGCUCCGAGAAUGUCUAUCAGGAAGUGAAGAUGGCACCAUACGUCUUUGGGGUGCCUCCCGCAAUUCGAAAGCAUCUUCUCGCCUCAGCCGAACUUCCCGAAUUUCACAAGAUGAGCAAGCCAUCAGAGAUGCUAACGCUGCUGAAGCUGUUUUUCGCGUGGCACAAGCAGAACAGCUGAAGAAGAAGGAAUUGCAGGCGAUGGCAAUAGAAUGA